Molecule: messenger RNA, 1141 nt
Organism: Microdochium trichocladiopsis
Lineage: Eukaryota; Fungi; Ascomycota; Sordariomycetes; Xylariales; Microdochiaceae
Exons: 1
Coding region: 178-891 (237 amino acids)
Source: RefSeq, a predicted model, not a curated record
CUUCUUUCUACAUAACACUUUUGGACGAAAGACAAGAGGAUUGACACACGGGCCGUGCACGAAUAGUUGAGGUAAGUGCGGACAAAGGACUGGAGAAGGAAGGGCUUUUCUUCUUGGAUUCCGGGUUACUGGAACACGACACGGUGUGCCACGAUACGGAGUGGUGGUGAGGAAGGAAUGGAGGAGAGGAUGGACGAUGAGUGUAGGCAAUUGUGCCGGGCUUACUGUUCGAUGUUGGGCAUGGACGGAAGGGAAGACGGGAUGGAGGGGCCGAAGCUGUUCAUGUGGGUAGGUGAGGCUGGCUGGACCGCGCUGGAGGCGUUGACAGAGAAGGAGAGGGCAGAGGCCUGUGGAGACCUGGAGAGGGUGGUGCGAUACUGCAAUGAGGCAGAUCCGGGUAGUGAUGUGACGGCGACGGAGGGAGGCGUCUUGUUGUUGUGCUGGGCGGUCAAGCACGGGAUACCACUGAGUGGUUCGGACUGGGGGGCAUGGAGUGAUGAAGACCCCUACUUGUUGGGCCGGAGUCUGGAGAGACAGGCGUUGUGUGGUUACCUGGUUCGUGGAGGCAGGUUGCCGGGCACGGAGGACAGCCGCGCUGAUGGGGUAGCGGCGGAUGAGUACUUGUGCAGGCUGGCGCUUUGUGAGGAGUGUCCGGGGCACGAUGCUGUGCGGACAUGGGACCACUUGGUGGGCGUGCAUUGGACUGUCGAGGAUGCUGACAUUGCGAGGCUACUUUUUGUCGCCUACAGUUUGUCGGCGGUUGUGGAGCAGCUGUUUCCGCGUGGUGGAAAACAGGCAGAACUUUCUGGUCUGGUGUGGAAGCUGUUCGGUGAGCCGGACUUUGAGUCUCCGGGGAGGGCGAGGGCCCUUCUGGCAUUGUCCUUGGCUUGAGGCCAGUAGAGUAGGUAGAAGAGGUCGCGGGUGCAGUGACGGGACAAAACAAACCCUUCCAAGAUGCGUGCGGCUGAAGCAUGCUUUCGGUCUGGUACCGAUAAACGCGUUAAAAAGAUGGUCUUGAUUCCGGAUCAAAGGGGGGUAUGGGGGCACAGCCCCUGUUGCACUCGUCUGUCGAAGACAGGCGGGGUGUUCAGCUGCCAGAAUGAUGAACAUGUAGAUAAACGGGGUGCAAUAAAAAGGCUGU